This is a messenger RNA of Dictyostelium discoideum AX4, 2391 nucleotides long. It is a transcript of the gene ku80, whose product is annotated as ATP-dependent DNA helicase. Gene Ontology annotation, biological process: double-strand break repair via nonhomologous end joining; telomere maintenance; DNA recombination. The transcript is spliced from 2 exons. The coding region runs from base 1 to 2391 and encodes 796 amino acids. Lineage: Eukaryota; Evosea; Eumycetozoa; Dictyosteliales; Dictyosteliaceae. Gene Ontology annotation, molecular function: DNA binding; telomeric repeat DNA binding; DNA helicase activity. The record is from RefSeq and is a predicted model, not a curated record. Gene Ontology annotation, cellular component: nucleus; Ku70:Ku80 complex.
AUGACAACUACAAUACCAUUAAAAGAAGCAGUGGUUGUAAUUUUAGAUAUAGGAUUAGGUAUGACAAGUAAAGAUAGUGAUGGAACAACAACAACAACAUCAUCAAUUGAAGAUGCAUUAAGAUCAGUUACAUUAUUAUAUCAACAAAAAUUAAUAUAUGGUAAAAAGGAUCAAUUAGGAUUAGUUUUAAUUGGAACAAAAGGUACAAAAAACAAUUUACAAGAUGAUGGAUAUCAACAUAUUACAGUUGUAAGUGAUAUUGAAGAACCAUCAAUUGAAACAUUGAAAUAUUUAGAGAAUUUAGCACCUGGUGAAUCAAAAGGUGAUGUCAUUGAUUCAUUAAUAGUUGCAAUGGAUAUGUUAAUUAGAAAAACUGAAAAUAAAAAAUAUCAAAAACGUAUUUUCCUUGUUACAAAUGCAAGAGAUCCAAUUAAUACUGAAGAUUUAUCAAUUGUUAGAGAUCAAUUUAAAAAAAUAGAUGUAAAAUUAAAUAUAAUAGGUGUUGACUUUUUAGAAGAAAUAGAAGAAAAUAAUAUGGAUACAAGUAAUAAUAAUAAAAAUAAAAGUUUAAAAGAAAAGAAUGAAAUAUUUUUAAGAGAAUUUGCAGAAUCAGUUGAUGGAGUAUUAGUACCAGUUAAACAGGCAUUAGAAAUGAUGAGCUUUUUUAGAUCACAAUCAGUAAUGACUCGUACAAGUUUUAGAGGUGCAUUAGAAAUUACACCAGAAUUAAAAAUACCUGUAUGGGGAUAUUUAAAAAUGAAACAACAAUUAUUACCAUCCUUAAAAAAGAUUUCAUCAAUAGCUCAACAACAAAUUGAGCAACAACAACAACAACAACAACAACAAAAUAAAAAUAAAAAUAAUGAAGAUAAUGAAGAUAAUGAAGAAGGUAAACCAAAUAUUACAUUAGAUGUUAAUCAAGAAGUAUCAUAUUAUAGUAUUACAGAUCCAGAUAAUGAAAUUUUAAAACCAGAUUUAUUAAAAGGUUAUAAAUAUGGUAAAUCAUUAAUACCAUUUUCAAAGAUUGAUGAGGAUCAAUUAAAAUAUUCAUCAAGUAAAUGUUUGAAAGUUGUUGGAUUCACAGAUCGUAAAUCAAUACCAAUCUAUUAUAAUAUGGGUAAUACUGAAGUAUUUGUAUCACAACCUGGUGAUAAACAAUCAGAGGAAGCAUUAUCAUCAUUUAUACAUGCAUUGGUUGAGACUGAUCAAGUUAUGGUGGUAAGAUAUGUAAAAACAAUGAAUGGAUCACCUUAUCUUGGUUAUAUGAUCCCACAUGUAAAGAGUGAUUAUGUUUGUCUAUAUUAUAAUCAUUUACCAUUGGCUGAUGAUAUUAGACAAUAUCAAUUCCCACCAAUUUCACCAAAGAAUCCGUUAACUAGGAAAUCAAAUAUACCAAAUGCAGAACAAUUGGAAGCAACUCAACAACUCAUUGAUUCAAUGGAUUUAAUGAAAUCGGAAUUCGAUGAAGAUGGUGACCCAAUUCAAAUGUUAAAACCAAGAUUCACAUACAAUCCUUUACUUCAACAUUUCUAUCAAUGUCUUCAUCAUAGAUCUUUACAUCCAAAUACUCAAAUUCCAAAAUUGGAUCCUAUAAUAGCAGAGUAUAUUAACCCAGAUCAAAUCAUUAUGAAUAAAUCAAAACAAUCAAUUAAAAACUUUGCAGAUAAAUUCCCCCUCACUAAAACCACUGUAUUCUCUAAAACACCUGCUAUCUCUGGUGGCAAUACCAAUGGCACAACAUCCAAUACAAACAAUACAAUGAUUGGUGGUGUAAAAUAUCAUUGGAAAGAUGGUAUGUUAAUUGGUGAGGAAAUUAAUUUAGAUUCCUAUGUCACCGAUGAUGGUUCCGAGGCUAAAAAGAGAAAGGUUAAUGAUUUCUCAGAGUUUUCAUUGGAUAAGUUGGUCUCUGGUUAUGUUACAGAGGUUGGUACAAUUAAUCCUGUUCAAAACUUUAAAGAUAUGUUAAAUAGAAGAGAUAUGGAUCUUGUGGAUAAAGCAAUCACUUUAAUGAAGGAAAGAAUACUUCAAUUGGUUAAUGAUUCACUUAGGGAUCAAUAUUAUCAAAAGGCUUUCGAAUGUAUAAAAGAAUUAAGAGUUGGUUGUAUUAGAGAAUCAGAAGCUGAACAAUUCAAUGGUUUCCUCAAAGAUAUGAGAUCUUUAUUUCAAUCAAAGAAAAGAGAUGACUUUUGGCAAUAUAUCACUGCUGAUGUAACUUCAAUCCUUGGUGAGAAAUCAAUUAAUUUAAUCACUCAAGAUGAAUGCGAUUCUUCUGAAGUUACUCAAGAAGAGUUGGAUCAAUUUUUGGAUAAAAAGGUUAAACAAUUCAAUCCUCCUCCAAUUACAAAUGUUAAUACAGAUUCGGUUGAUGACUUAUUCGAUCAAAUUGAAUAA